This is a messenger RNA of Acanthisitta chloris (rifleman), 1101 nucleotides long. RefSeq names its product natterin-3-like. The record is from RefSeq and is a predicted model, not a curated record. The coding region runs from base 1 to 1101 and encodes 366 amino acids. Lineage: Eukaryota; Metazoa; Chordata; Aves; Passeriformes; Acanthisittidae. The transcript is spliced from 3 exons.
AUGGUGACUCCCAAGCUCUUCCGUGUUGCUGUCCUGCUUCUCCUCAGCCUUGGAGACAAUGGAACCUCAGGAAUUCCAAGGGUGGGAGCUGCCACCAGGACUCUUCCCUGGCAGAAACACUCUGAGGAAUCUCUUUCCUACCUGAAGUGGGUCCCCUUUGACGGGCACCUGCCUUCCGACGCCGUGUCCAACUGGAACGGCCACACAAAGCGCAUGGAGUAUGUCUGUGCCCUCGCUGAACCACACUGUGACGCUGGCGCCUACGACCCCUCACAAGGGCCGUUCUGCUUCUACACCCACUCUGAGCGAGAGCUGAAAGCCUCCAACUUCAACCUGCUGAUCAAUGUUGGAGGCUUUGAGGCCUUGGCUUGGGUCAAUGAGUCCUUUGGGUUCAUCCCAGAGAACGCGGUGGAGGCCUGUCCCAGUGUUGACCUCUUCAUUGGGCGCAGCAAGGAUGGGCUGGGGAAGGUGUCCAAGGAGCUGCGCGCGCUCUUUGUGCUGGUGGAUGGGCAGGAGGUGUGGUACAAGUGGUACCAAGUGCUGGUGGUCAAGAAGGGCUUGGGUGAUGUCACCAUCACCGAUGUGCACUACAACCUCAGUGCGGCCAUGGAGCAGCAGGAGAACAUCAUCCUGAGCAAGGCCACCAUGACCAACCAGGGCUGUGCUGCGGCCACCAGAGAGGUCACCCUAGAGGAGGCCACCGAGACAGAGCACAACUGGGACAUGGACCAACGUGUCUUCGCCACUGUGCGGGGAGUGCUCCAAGUGCCUCUCCUGGUCUACACGGGGACAGAGUGGGAGGUCACCAACGUCACCACCACCGUGCCCUGGGUGGGGGCAGCCACCACCAGCCGCUACGAGCUCCAAGCCCACACGCUGCGGGAGGAGGUGCCCGCGGCCACCACCUGCGACGUGGCCCUGGUGGGACGUCGGGUGGACAUCCAUGUGCCCUUCCAGGCAUGGCUGACGCGGUCCCUGGGCGAUGGCCAUGUGCACCGCGUGGCCGUGACGGGGUGGGCACGCAGGCAGGGGGUCCUGGGGGUCCACGCCAGGCUUGAGAGCUGCCGCGACCUCCCCAAGGGCAACCCGUGCCUAGCCUAG